Molecule: messenger RNA, 2442 nt
Organism: Lotus japonicus
Lineage: Eukaryota; Viridiplantae; Streptophyta; Magnoliopsida; Fabales; Fabaceae
Product: probable methyltransferase PMT3
Exons: 7
Coding region: 382-2202 (606 amino acids)
Cellular component (GO): trans-Golgi network; endosome; cytoplasm
Molecular function (GO): methyltransferase activity
Source: RefSeq, a predicted model, not a curated record
AUUCAUUCCGACCAUGUUGGCCUUUUCUGUGUCAAUAGCUGGCAAGUUGCAAUUGUCGGUGAUUCCCUCUCAAUAUUCUUUGUUCUUUUCCCAUUUCAUUCAUCAAUGUUCCCCCACCUUGCUCUUUUGCUUCACUUCACUUCCACUGUUCCUAGUUCCUACCAACUCCAUAUGCAAUUUUAGUUCUACAUAGUACUGUCCUUUUGUCAAACAAGGUUUUAUGCAUAUUUAUACACACAUGUAUGUUUGUGUUUGAUUCAACAGUGAAAAGUGAUGAUGGGUAUUUGAGCUUUGCCUUUUUCAUCUCUUUAAGUUUGGAUCUUGUAAAAGUUGAGAACUUAAAGUCAAACUAGAAAGGUGAAUCCUUUUGCAGUGGCAACCAUGAUAAGAGGAAGAGCAAAUAGGAGCUCUAGAAAGAGGUUGGUUACAACUGUGUUGUGCUUGGUGAUUGUUGGUGCUUUCUUCUACUUUCACUCUAAGAGUAGUAGUAGUGGCUCUUCUGCUGUUGAGUUUGGCAAAAGACACUUUGGUUGGGGAGAGGAAAAAGAUGAUGUUGAACUUGAAUCUUCAACCAUAACUGGAGAGGACAGUGCUGUUGUACCAAAGAGCUUUCCAGUAUGUGAUGAUAGUUUAUCUGAGCUGAUUCCGUGCUUGGAUAGAAACCUCAUAUACCAAACAAGAUUGAAGCUUGAUUUGUCUUUGAUGGAGCACUAUGAGAGACACUGCCCAAUUCCUGAGAGGCGUUUUAAUUGUUUAGUUCCUCCCCCUCCAGGGUACAAGACUCCAAUCAAGUGGCCCAAAAGCAGAGACCAGGUAUGGAAGGAAAAUAUACCUCACACCCAUCUUGCAACUGAGAAAUCAGACCAGAACUGGAUGGUUGUAAAAGGUGAAAGAAUUCUUUUUCCUGGUGGAGGAACCCACUUCCAUUAUGGUGCUGAUAAGUAUAUUGCAUCAAUUGCUAAUAUGCUCAAUUUUCCAAACAAUAUAAACAACGGAGGAAGACUCCGGUCUGUUCUUGAUGUUGGAUGUGGAGUUGCAAGCUUUGGAGGAUAUCUUCUUGCUUCUGAUGUGAUAGCAAUGUCAUUAGCACCAAAUGAUGUUCAUCAAAACCAAAUCCAGUUUGCUUUAGAGAGAGGGAUACCGGCAUAUCUUGGUGUGUUAGGUACCCUGAGACUCCCUUACCCCAGUAGAUCUUUUGAACUUGCUCAUUGUUCUCGCUGUCGAAUUGAUUGGCUUCAGAGAGAUGGCAUGCUACUCCUUGAGUUGGAUAGGCUACUCAGGCCAGGAGGUUACUUUGUAUACUCAUCUCCUGAAGCAUAUGAAACGGAUGACGAGAAUAGGAGAAUAUGGAGAAAAAUGAGUGCUCUUGUUGAGCGGAUGUGCUGGAAAAUUGCUGCUAAGAAGGACCAGACUGUUAUUUGGGUCAAGCCUUUGACAAAUAACUGCUACUUAAAAAGAGAACCUGGUACUCAGCCUCCACUCUGCAGUUCUGAUGAUGAUCCUGAUGCAGUUUGGGGAGUUAAAAUGGAAGCUUGCAUUUCACGCUAUUCUUCUCAAAUGCACAAAGCAAAAGGAAGUGGCUUGGCUCCUUGGCCAGCUCGAUUAACUACUCCACCUCCUCGUCUUGCAGAAAUUGACUAUUCUACUGAAAUGUUUCAGAAGGACAUGGAACUUUGGCAACAACAAGUUCAUAAUUACUGGAGCAAGCUAGGCAGUAAGAUUAAGCCAGACACAAUUCGGAAUGUGAUGGAUAUGAAGGCAAAUUUGGGUUCAUUUGCUUCUGCUUUGAAGGACAAAGAUGUUUGGGUUAUGAAUGUGGUUCCAGAAGAUGGGCAAAACACACUCAAGAUAAUAUAUGACAGAGGAUUGAUUGGAACAGUUCACAGCUGGUGUGAAGCUUUCUCAACCUACCCUAGAACUUAUGAUCUGCUCCAUGCAUGGACUGUGUUUUCUGAUAUUAUUAAGAAAGAUUGCAGUCCAGAGGAUUUAUUGAUUGAGAUGGAUAGAAUUCUGAGGCCAAAAGGUUUCAUCAUUGUCCAUGAUAAGAAGUCAGUGGUGGAGCUUAUAAAGAAGUAUUUGCCAGCAUUACACUGGGAGGCAGUGACAAUAUAUGAUGUAGAUCAAGGUGAGGAGGGAAAUACGGUGUUAAUAAUUCAAAAAAAGAUGUGGCUCAUAAGUGAUAGCAUCCAGGUUUCAGAAUGAUGCCAUGAUAUUCACUUACAAGUUACCAAUCCAUGGUCAUCACUUUGAAGAGGGUUUGACUUGAUCACUACUCUGGGUCUAAAGAUUAAUCCCAGAUCAUUCCAUUGGAAUUUAUGAAAUUCUAUUAUUCUAGGCACUUUCACAUUUUCAUCCUGUUGUUGUCCGAGGAAUCUGAGGAAAUAUCUUGUGUAUUGAAUUAAUUUUUUAAUGUCAUAGGAUUUCAGUUUUUUUUUUUUGAAA